This is a messenger RNA of Penicillium taxi, 903 nucleotides long. Its product is annotated as mitochondrial 37S ribosomal protein uS15m. Gene Ontology annotation, molecular function: structural constituent of ribosome. Gene Ontology annotation, biological process: translation. The coding region runs from base 1 to 903 and encodes 300 amino acids. NCBI's taxonomy places the organism in Eukaryota, Fungi, Ascomycota, Eurotiomycetes, Eurotiales, Aspergillaceae. The record is from RefSeq and is a predicted model, not a curated record. Gene Ontology annotation, cellular component: ribosome. The transcript has 2 exons.
AUGCCUCCUCGUAUUUCAAUUCAGCCUUCUUUGAAAGCCUUGACACGCACGAUAUCCGGACAAAGUCCGGCCCUGUUGUCAAAGGCAAACUCACCUACCCUGAGAGCGGCAUCAACCCAGGCCAAGUCGCCGAGAAAGGCAGAUUUUUUCAUGAUUGCACAAGCUCGCCAACGAAAAGCUGCCAAUAUCUCCCGUCAAACAGCACUCCAGGCCGAACGGGAAGCCUCGCUCGGCAACCCCGUGGAAAACAAGCCCACAUCAUUCAUCCAAAAUAUCCAGGCAGUUCAAAAUGGGUCACAGCUCUCUUCAGCCUCUGGUCUCAACUACUAUCUCAAAUCAAAUGAACUCGGCAGCGCAUUGGAAUUCUCCAGGGACCUGACAGAGCCCCUGCAGAACCCAGAUCCCAACACAGCUGACCCACAGCAUGAGAAGGAGGCUGCGGAUCACCAUCAACAAUCGCACAUAAACGCCAAGGAUGCAAUUCAACGUAUCGUCAAUCUCAACAACGGAAAUACCAAAGAUCGUCUGCGGUUGAACGUGCAGAAAUGUAUCGAGGAAUUCGGGCGUCAUAGCACUGAUUCAUACCUUCCACCAAAACCAGCUAGCGUCAAUCAAAUUUCCGGCCUUGCUCACCCCGAAAAGGCACCACGCGUUGGCCGUGAUACUGGCUCUCCAGAAGUCCAGGUUGCUAUCUUGACUGUUAAGAUUAUGAAUCUAUCUCGACACCUGGAGACAGCCAAUAAGGAUAAACACAACAAGCGCAACUUGCAGCUCCUUGUUCACAAGCGCCAGAAGCUGCUCCAGUAUGUCCGCAGAAAGGAACGAGGUGGGCCUCGCUGGCAAAACCUGAUGGAUACUCUGGGUCUUUCUGAGGCCGCAUGGAAGGGGGAGAUUGCGCUAUAA